Triplophysa rosa is the source of this 6610-nucleotide messenger RNA. It is a transcript of the gene magi3a, whose product is annotated as membrane associated guanylate kinase, WW and PDZ domain containing 3a. The record is from RefSeq and is a predicted model, not a curated record. The transcript has 21 exons. NCBI's taxonomy places the organism in Eukaryota, Metazoa, Chordata, Actinopteri, Cypriniformes, Nemacheilidae. Gene Ontology annotation, molecular function: protein binding. The coding region runs from base 716 to 4888 and encodes 1390 amino acids. Gene Ontology annotation, biological process: signal transduction. Gene Ontology annotation, cellular component: cytoplasm.
CCUCGUUUGGUAGCGAGGUGGUGAAUGCUAAAACGACUGCAAAGUUGUAAAGCUGUGCGUAAUAUCAUCACUGAAGGGACAUCGGGCACUGACAGCUCUGCGUAGACAACAAGAGGACAUUUCCCAGAGAACUCAAAGGUCGCUGGAUAGUGGACCGUCAUAUAGUUAGUCGGGUAUUCCCGAACCAGGUAUAAUGUUUUUCCUCGUUUCCCGUGAACGCGCCGGUUGCUGAUGUCAUUAAAACAGGUGCGCAAACCCAAGUUAACAAUAGGGUCGCCCUAGAACUACAUACGGAUGUCAUUUGUGUCUGAUGCAUUUCAUUCAUCACCGGUAUUACGCAGCGAUUUAAGAUUGUGUUAUUUUUACAUGGCGGGAUAGAGUAGGCUGUCCUGCCUCGGAUGGUAGCGUAUUUCCUCGUUUUUCUUUCCUAGAAAGCGUUUGUUUGGAACAUUUGACGCCCGACAUCUGUCGCUACUCCUUGGUGAGCAGCAGCAUAGUUAGGAUUUUAAGGCAACGAGGAUUGUUUGGUCGUGUCCUUCUACAUUCGCGUGAGCUGAAUUUAUGCGAUAUCACGAGCGAUGUCACCUCUGAAGUUUUGAAUACGUUUUACCUAUUCGACCAAGAGAUGGGAAUCGGACCGAUCUGCAUUACUGCGCUCUAAACGGGAAAAUUUAAGGAAAUAACUUGUUUUGUUUAAAACACUCAAGGAUUAACCAUGUCCAAGACCCUGAAAAAGAAGAAACAUUGGUCCGGUAAAGUCCAGGAAUGUGCUGUAUCGUGGGGUAACGCCGGGGAGCUCAGCGCCGUGCUGGAGAUAUGCGGCGGAGCCGAACACGGAGAGUUCCCGCACCUGGGACAGGUGUUGUCGGACGCGGUCGUGUGCCAUGUCGGCAGGUUGCCUUGUCCGGGAGACGUGCUGCUAGAGGUGAACGGCACGCCUGUCAGCGGAUUGACGAACAGAGACACCCUCGCCGUCAUCCGCCACUUUCGCGAGCCCCUCCGUCUGAAGUCUGUAAAGCCAGGUAAGGUGUUGAACACGGAUCUGCGUCACUACCUCAGCCUGCAGUUCCAGAAAGGCUCCUUGGACCACAAGCUUCAGCAAGUGAUCAGAGAUAACCUCUACCUGCGCACAAUUCCCUGUACCACAAGGCAACCUCGGGAUGGGGAGGUUCCAGGAGUGGACUAUAAUUUCAUCAGCGUGGGGGAGUUUCGUGUGUUGGAGGAGAGCGGGCUGCUGCUGGAGAGUGGAACCUAUGAUGGAAAUUAUUAUGGCACCCCAAAGCCACCAGCAGAACCCAGUCCAGUGCAGCCAGACCUUGUGGACCAGGUCCUGUUUGAUGAGGAGUUUGACACCGAGGUCCAACGCAAGCGCACCACAUCUGUCAGUAAAAUGGAUAGGAAGGACAGCGCAGCUCCGGAGGAAGAGGACGAGGAAGAGAGACCGCCUAUAGUAAACGGCCUGACAGAACACAAGGAGGGACCCGAGUGGAGGAGGGCUGUGCCCAGCUACACACAGUCCAGCAGCGGUAUGGACUUUCGCACCUGGAACAGCCUGCCACGUGAUGAGAGCCAGGAGCCUUUGCCGAAGAGCUGGGAGAUGGCCUACACGGAGACGGGGAUGGUCUACUUUAUUGAUCACAAUUCCAAGACCACGACCUGGCUCGAUCCACGACUGGCAAAGAAAGCCAAGCCUCCAGAAAAAUGCGAGGAAGGAGCCGCCUCUGAUGUGCCUGACUGCUUCUCUGUAGAGCUUCCAUAUGGUUGGGAGAAGAUUGAAGACCCGCAGUAUGGGACUUAUUACGUGGACCACAUCAAUCAGAAGACUCAGUUUGAGAAUCCGGUGCAGGAGGCCAAGAAGAAAAUCGUCCCGGAGUCUCCAUCCAGUCAGCCAACAGCAGCAGCUGCAGAACCAACGCCCUUAAAUGAAUCCGGUUUGAGAGGAUUUACACGAGAUCCGUCUCAGUUGCAAGGGGCUAUUCUGUGCACGACGCUGAAGAAAAGUCCUCUGGGCUUCGGCUUCACCAUCAUCGGUGGAGAUCGGCCGGACGAAUUCCUGCAAGUGAAGAACGUCUUGAGAGAUGGACCGGCUGCGCAAGAUAACAAAAUCGCUUCUGGUGACGUCAUUGUGGACAUAAAUGACACAUGCGUGCUGGGCAAGACCCACGCAGAUGUGGUGCAGAUGUUCCAGUCCAUUCCCGUGAAUCAGUAUGUUGACAUGGUGCUGUGCCGUGGAUACCCGCUGCCAGAGGACACCAACUCCAGCGAAGAGGGCACUGGGGACAUGAUGCCCGGCGUGCCAGGGAUGAACGGUCUGCCCGUGCAUUCAGAUGGCACCCCGUCCCCCCAGGACCCUCAUUACAUAAAAACUGAUGGAAGACACCCAGCGAUGCCCAACGGCCGCAACCCGGAGGCGGGGGAGACCACCCUGCUGCAGCCCGAGCUGGUCAGCGUCCCUCUGGUGAAGGGCCCGAGCGGAUUUGGCUUCGCGAUUGCGGAUUGUCCUCUGGGACAGAAGGUGAAGAUGAUUCUGGAUGCCCAGUGGUGUCGAGGUCUGCUGAAAGGGGACGUGAUAAAGGAAAUCAACAGGCAGUAUGUGCAGACCCUCAGCCACGCGCAAGUAGUGGACAUCCUGAAAGAUUUGCCAGUGGGCAGCGAGGUCAACCUGCUGGUGCUCAGAGGAGGUCAAACAUCUCCCGUGAAGUCUCUGAAACCUAUAACUUCUGCUAUCCCCAUAACCCACAAGCAGGACAUUCCCUCAAUUCAGAAGCCAGACAUUCCCCCAACCCACAAGCAGGACAUUCCCACCAGCUCCAUCAGCACCGAAUCUCCCAGUCCGGCCGAGCCCGCCCCACAGUCCCUCCCCUUCCCACCUCAUGCCGUCCGCUCCAGCUCACCCAAACUGGACCCGUCUGAGCUCUACCUCAAGUCUAAAGCCCUGCUGGACAGCAAGCCUCUCAACACUAAAGACCUGGACGUGUUUAUCAAGAGGAACCAGGAGACUGGAUUUGGCUUCCGAGUGCUGGGUGGAGAAGGGCCGGAUCAGCCGGUCUACAUCGGUGCCAUCGUACCUCUGGGUGCUGCGGAGAAAGACGGCCGGCUGAGGGCCGGCGAUGAGCUCAUCUGUAUCGACGGCGUUCCAGUCAAAGGCAAAUCUCACAAACAAGUCCUGGAGCUCAUGACCAACGCCGCCCGCAACGGGCAGGUGAUGCUGACGGUGCGCAGAAAGCUCACGUAUCCAGCAGAAAGAGACGAAGAAAACAUGGCACAACCUCAAGCUCCACACGCUCCUGUGCUGGUGAAUGGCUCGCCCAAGCCGCCCCACAUCGAGGUGCCCGGCCACGCCCACCCUCAACCCUACGAUGUCACCCUGCAGCGCAGAGACAAUGAAGGCUUCGGAUUCGUCAUCCUCACAUCUAAAAACAAGCCUCCACUGGGAGUUAUCCCCCAUAAGAUCGGUCGCAUCAUAGACGGCAGUCCUACCGACCGCUGUGGUCGGCUCAAAGUGGGCGACCGCAUCUCCGCCGUUAACGGCCAGUCAAUUAUUGAGCUGUCACACAACGACAUCGUGCAGCUUAUCAAAGAUGCCGGAAACGCCGUCACGCUCACGGUGGUCCCCGAGGAGGAACACAGCGGCCCUCCGUCAGGCACCAGUUCGGCGAAGCAGAGCCCAGCCGCUCAGCACAGAGCUGUGGGACAGCAGCCUGUCAGCCGAGAUGACAGGAACGGAAUGGAGACAGAGGACAGGAAGGACACGGCAGCCCGAGCCGAGUACAAAUCCCCGCCUCAGGGUGAGAUGGGACCUGUCAUCACCUCAGGGCCGAAGCAGGGCUGUUUUCCGGUGGAGUUGGAGAGAGGGCAGAGAGGUUUUGGCUUCAGUCUGCGGGGAGGGAAGGAAUAUAAUAUGGGUCUCUUUAUCCUCAGAUUGGCUGAAGACGGUCCUGCUCUGAAAGAUGGCAGGAUACAUGUGGGAGAUCAGAUCGUCGAGAUCAACGGUGAACCCACGCAGGGCAUCACGCACACACGGGCUAUUGAGCUGAUCCAGGCUGGAGGAAAUAAAGUGUUGCUGCUUCUGAGGCCUGGACUGGGCCUGGUGCCUGAUCACAAUGUUCAGAAGGAUAUGAUGACAGGUCCAUCUCCAAACUCUUCGAGAUAUUCUGCAUCCAAUGAGCCGUCAGCACCAGCAUCUCCGCCAUCCUCCACCUCUCGUUCGACUGAAAUCAACCCCUAUACAUCCGAGAACCUCCUCGACCCGGCAGCUGCUUCUCAUGGGCUUCAACAACUUAACAGAGACACCAAACACCAAGCUAGAAAGAGUGACUCAAGCAUGCCUCGUGACAACAAUGACAAUUUUGCCACCUCCCAAACGCUGGAUAGAUCACGCUCGGAUGUGAAGGAACGUUCACGCAGUCCGAAAAAGAAUGUGGAGAACAAGAAUGGUCUACAGAAUCUUGAUGUUAAAAAGGAAAGAAACCCUUACGGGCACAUGGAGAGAGGAGAUCGAUCCCCUAGCCCGAGGAAAAGGAAAGGGGAAAUUGGGAUCAGACAGGAAGUGACUCAAAAGGGCGUUAGUGGACAGAAGUCUAGCUCUGGAACGAACAAAGAUAGGAGGUACAAGGAAGAAGACCCGCAAAGACAGGACAGAGAAACGGGAGAGACCAAGCCUGACGUUACACGAGGAAGCAGUGAUAGAUAUCAGAGGGACCAGAUAGCAGAGCCUCAGAGAUCUCAGAGCGGUACCCUCAACCGAAAGGACCAGAGAGAGAGCAGGCCUAAAGGAUCGACACAAGAGGCCCUUCGAGAGUCUACAACCAAGAAAGCCCCUAUAACCCCAGGACCCUGGAAGGUGCCCAGCUCGGCCAGGGUUCAGCCUCCCGUGCAUGGGGUCUAAUGCAUUCUGGAGAUGUUGGCGGUAAAGAUGAAAGUUUGAGGAGAAUCAGGAAUGUGGUGGUUAAAAACAGUUGUUUCUUGUGAAUCACUGUGUAACUUUUGAUUUUUUUUGUAUGAUUCCUAUCAAAUAGUAUCUACACUGUUAACAUGCAUUGUUUAAUCAGUGUUCUGAAAAGACUGCUUCCACUAACAAAAUAAGAGCCAUCGGUUUUGUUUUGUGCCAAUCGGACUGCAGCUAUGUCUCUCUGUUCCUGUGAAUCCCUGUUGGGUUGCUUUGAAAUGUCUGGAAAACAAUGAAGGAUGUUUAUUUUCUGAGAAGGUUUAAAAUGUGGUGUACAGUCUAGUACUCUGUAUUAAUUCUCCAACCUUUGUUUUGCCGCAUGUCCUUAUGAUUUUUUAUGAUACUUCAAGAUCCAUUCCAGGAUUAUGUUCACUUUGUGUGUAGGCUUUGCAAGUGUUGCACUGAUUCAUUUUCUUUUACGAUCGACACAUAUCUAUCUUUAAAAGACCAGACACUUGUGGUUAAGUAUAUUGUUUACUAUCUGUGUGUUUAUGAAGACGCAUAUGUAAUUUAUUGAAAUUAAUAUUACGAUAUAAACAUAUACGUGUAUAUAGAUAUUGAUAUUUGUAUCCAUUCUGAGCCAGGCCACUUAUUAGUGUUCCAGCUUGCUGAUAAUACUUUAGGCUUCCUAACAAGUAUAGAUAUGUAUUUUUUUUUAGUGCUGUAGCUUUUACAGUUAUUCUCAGUAGACCGUUUAGCAAGGUGUGUACAUUUGGGGUGAAUUCAAGUGUUGGGUCAUAUCAUUAAAACAUUAAGCAAAAGCGGGAGAAAAUAUAUCUUUAUAUUUUUGCAUAUGAUCCAAUCUAACAUAUUAUUUUCCUAUUCUCUUAAGCACAUUUCACUUUCUGAUCAAAUAUAUUGACAUUGUUCUAUCAAUAAGGGGAAUUUUUAUUUGAAGUGUCUUCUCACAUCUGUACCUUACUGAUCAUCAAGAUGUCUUACACCCAAAGGAAAUGUAGCUUGGUCUUGUCUAUAUAACUGUUCCAAUUUUGUUAUGAAAUGUCUCAAACAUGGUAGAUUUUAUUCAUGGGGCUCACAAAUAUUGUCACAGGUUCAAACUCAAGAUACAACAGAAAUUGUGUCGACUGAUCUGGUGUCUGAUAUCUGUUUUUUCCAUGAACAGUAUUUUUACCUACAUCAAACAGUGAGUAUCUUACAGUCAUAAAUGCAGAACAGACAUCAGUCAAACAUUACAUACGCUAUAACAGUCGAGUGAAUCGAUAGUGACCAUAAAAAAUGUGAAUACUUUCUAAACGGAGUUUGCUUCUCGAUCAUUAAUCUCUGCGGUUUUUGUAGCUCGUUUCUCUUGUGCAUCUCAUGAGGUUGUAUGAAUGAUAUUGUGGCCUUGCAUUGCUUUAUCUCACACAAAAAGCCUUGUGGUCUCUACAUUGUGGUAGUUGUAAAUGUUUAUAAAACAAUGUACAGCACCUGUAUAAAAACUUGCCUUUGUGAGGGGGAAAAAGAAAUAAAAAAUAUAAAUCGCUCCAUUAUUUUUUUAAGUAAUCGAGAGUAUGAAAUUAUAUAGAGAGUGGAAAUGAAUAUGGUCAUGACGGUCUGUUCAUGCACUGAUAAAUAAAGAUUUACUGAUUUAAAAAAACAGUGUUUCCUUUGCUUCUUUUUGGUGCUCAUCACAUAACCCCAAUGUUAUCAUCCCUUCACUGG